AUGUGGGAAAAGGCGGUCCGUGAGUCACCGCCUGCCUCAUCCGGUAUCGGAGCAUGGGGAUAUCCCAGUAUCAAGGGCGAUGGCUUCAUUGCUCAGCCUCAUUCAGGUAAUCGAUAUAUGGCAGAUGGGCUUUAUGUGGAGUGGUUAUUAGAAAUUGUGAGUCACAAUUCUGGUACAAUGCCUGGAGCGAAGGAUGCAUGUUUGAGUCAUCACGCUUUAGGGGCAAGAGUGAACCGGGCAGAGAUAUACUCGGUGAGAGCGAAAUCCUUUGAAAUUGAACAAGAGAAUGAAGGGAAGAUUUGA
Messenger RNA from Aspergillus luchuensis, 303 nucleotides. RefSeq lists its product as uncharacterized. The transcript has a single exon. Lineage: Eukaryota; Fungi; Ascomycota; Eurotiomycetes; Eurotiales; Aspergillaceae. The record is from RefSeq and is a predicted model, not a curated record. The coding region runs from base 1 to 303 and encodes 100 amino acids.